Molecule: messenger RNA, 1634 nt
Organism: Pygocentrus nattereri (red-bellied piranha)
Lineage: Eukaryota; Metazoa; Chordata; Actinopteri; Characiformes; Serrasalmidae
Gene: ppp1r15a
Product: protein phosphatase 1, regulatory subunit 15A
Exons: 3
Coding region: 233-1330 (365 amino acids)
Biological process (GO): response to endoplasmic reticulum stress
Cellular component (GO): protein phosphatase type 1 complex; endoplasmic reticulum
Molecular function (GO): protein phosphatase regulator activity
Source: RefSeq, a predicted model, not a curated record
CACUCACAGAGUCAUUUCUAUUUACGGACAGAGAGAAUGAAGCGCAUGAAAUAGACACCGAGCGAGAGAGAUGUUUAUGAACGGAGCUAAAACUGGUUACUUAUUCGACAUGGACUCUAUUCAUUCGCUGUACACAACGACUGUUGUCGAUAAUAUCAGUGAGUUCAACUUCGCGGCCCGGAAUCUUCGCUGGAGUGAUUGUCAAGCAACUGGCUGAUCUUCAAGAGUGAUUAUGACUGCUAUGGCGCUGUUCACCACAAAUCUGCAUCACCCGUUAUAUUACUGGUGCCUACCACAAGCAGCCCUGUACAUCCCUUCUGUGAAGAACCUAGUGCAUUCUGCUAGCAUGACAAGGACAAAUACAAAUCUGCCACUAAGCCCAUACACUGGAAUGCCCGUCCUUACCAUGCUAGAGAAAAUUGGACUUCAUCUGUGGGAAGUCAUCCGGCAAGUCAUCCGUCGCUUUAUGAGCGUUACGGAGCUUCUGAACUCCAAAGUUUUCUUUAUGUGUGCUGGAGAAACAGGGGCCAUGAUGGGCAAGUCAAAGAAAACGACCAUGGGCUUGGAGGCCCCGGAGGGCCCUGGAUGGGAGGCCAGGAACAUGGAAUUUAGACCAACCACCAUGUACAAGAACACAUUGGAUCCGCAAAUGAAGAUCAUGGAGGAUCCUGUGACCAAACCUGAUAAGCUUGCAGGUGAUGGAGAUGAAGUUGUGCUUUCCGACUGGCUAGAUUGGGAGUCUGAGGAAGAGGAGGAAGAUGGUAGGGGUAGUAGUGAUGAGGAGGAGUCUAAUGAUGAUGGGGAUGAAGAGGAGAAUGAAGAGGAUGAAACGAAAUGGAGUGAUGAAGAGGAUUCAGACUGGUCAAAUGACGAAGGAGAUUCUGAUGCAUCUAGAGAGAGCACAGAGUUAUGGGAGUCCUUCUUCAACAACAGCGACCCCUACAAUCCAUUCUACCUCUUCUGCCCCACUGGAGUCAAAACAGAGUCUACAGACACCACACAGAACUGCACAACCUCAAGGCCUCCAGUAAAUGAAGUUCAAAAGUCAGCAUCUGCAGACGUAAAACACAGUCCUGGGGAGGGCGCAGAGGAAGGAACAAAGAAGGUACGUUUCAGUGAGGAGGUAACAGUGCACCACCUGAUAGCCUGGAGCUCUGCCAGCCAGGCUGCACGAGAUGGUUCCUGCUGGUUGGAGCUAGCCAGAGAUCGAGAGCGUUUCAGAAGAAGAGUGGAGAGAACCGGAGAGGUGCUCAACCCAUGCCUAACAGCAGAGCAUAGAGCCAGGGUUUGGGACCGACUUCAAAGAGGAGCUCAGCCAGAACACCGCUAAAGCAUUGUACCAUUCUACUGAUUGUAUUUUAUGCAUUUCCUGUUUAUACUUCCUACUUGUUAAGGUUAUUUAUACAGACUGUUUCUGUGGUGCUUUAUAUGCUAUUUACCUCUACACAUUUAAGUUACUGCACUACAACAAGCACUUUCCAUUGACUGUAUUAGUGUGACUUUUUUACUCUGUGUUGUACUGUUAGUUAUGUAUUUUAGUUCAUUCUGUGAUGUUAAGGGAAUCUUAAAUUGUAGAACCGGCUUUGUUAACUAUUUAUAUUCUUGUGUCAAUAAACACUUUUUUUUUAGGUUAA